UAACGAAAUUAUAACUCGAAGCAGGUGAUAAUCUCCAUGCUCCGCACAGUAAUUGGAAAUUUCCGACAAGACGACGAAACUGACUCGGUUAAGUUUCGUCAAGAAGACUGCUUUACAAUUAGAUCUCUUAGAAGAGUUGAGGAGAGAGAAAGCGCCAAACGACUCACGAAACGUGGCGUUGCAGAGAAGGCAAAGCAGCUGUGGUAGUCUCGUCUGUAUUUCUAGAGUUUUAUGUUUUCAAAAGAGGGAAAUAAAUUAAAAUCCAGAAGUUUUUCGUUUUGGCGGGAAUUCAAACGCUUAUUCAUUAAGCGAGAUUUGUGUGAUUGGAAAGAGAACAAGACAGUGAAUUUGAAUUUCGAAUCUUGUGAACAAUUCAAGAAGGAAGAAAGAAGAGUUUGAGAGAGAGAGAGUUGGAGAAGCAUGGGGCUGUCGGACAAUUCGAUGGGAUUGAUUUUAGCGGUCGCAUCGAGCGCGUUUAUCGGUUCGAGUUUCAUUUUGAAGAAGAAAGGAUUGAAACGUGCUGGAGCGUCCGGUACACGAGCAGGAGUUGGAGGUUAUACCUACUUAUUAGAACCACUUUGGUGGGCAGGCAUGGUGACAAUGAUUGUUGGAGAGGUUGCAAAUUUUGUUGCUUAUGUUUAUGCACCUGCCGUUCUGGUCACCCCGCUUGGUGCUUUAAGUAUAAUUAUCAGUGCUGUAUUGGCACACUUCAUGUUGAAGGAACGACUGCAAAAAAUGGGUGUUCUAGGAUGUAUCACAUGCAUUGUUGGGUCCGUAGUGAUUGUAAUUCAUGCACCUCAAGAGCAUACUCCAAGUUCUGUACAAGAAAUUUGGACUCUGGCAACACAACCAGCUUUUCUAAUUUAUGUAGCUGCAACACUUUCAGUAGUGUUAGCUCUUGUGCUGCACUUUGAACCUCACUACGGGCAGACAAACAUAUUAGUCUACUUGGGAAUAUGUUCUUUAAUGGGUGCACUUACGGUAAAAAUGUUUACUUUAAGUUACCAACUAUCAAUAGAAGUUCUGUUGUCAAGGUUUUAUGACAUAUUUUGCUAUGUUGUUCAGGUAGUAAGCAUAAAGGCCAUUGGAAUUGCAAUAAAACUUACAUUAGAUGGAGUAAAUCAAAUUGCUUAUCCUCAAACAUGGUUUUUUCUCACAGUGGCGGCAAUCUGUGUCAUUACACAGUUAAACUAUUUGAAUAAGGCGUUGGAUACAUUCAAUGCGGCAAUUGUUUCUCCAGUAUAUUAUGUGAUGUUCACAACUCUGACAAUUAUUGCAAGUGCAAUAAUGUUCAAGGAUUGGUCAGGUCAGGAUGUGAGCAGCAUAGCCUCUGAGAUUUGUGGUUUCAUCACUGUGCUUUCAGGAACGAUCAUACUUCAUGCAACAAGAGAACAGGAACCUGCUACUGCGCCAGCAGGAACUGUAACAUGGUAUGUAAGUGGUGACUCUGUAAAGAGUGCCGAAGACGAACACUUAAUCACUAUACACAGUUCAGAUUAUUACGUGCAAUGAGAUUUUUUCUUUAAAUCAAUUUGGAAGAGCUUGUUUCCCCACCCCUGGCAUUAAGAAUUGCCAAUUUGGAUGGUCUCGAGUUUCCUCUUUUCUUUACAACCUUUCGGCAUCAAUACUGGUUUGGAAAGGUGAUUUUUGCAUAUACCUCUUCUGGACAAGCUGUAAUAACAAAUCCCGGAAUCCACAUUCAAUUUUUUAUCAUUCCCAGCUUUGAAUAUCAACGUUUGUCGAUACGAAGUUCAGCAUAUGGGGUGAGUAUUACAGUGCAGAAGUAUCAACAACAAUGUAGAGAAAUAAUCUCACAGCAGGUUCAAAGGUAGAUAGAUCUUAAUAUUUGUACAUAUAUCAAUCUUUGUGAAUAUCAAGUUGAGUUGAUUCUUUUCUAAAUUCAUUGUUUCAUUUCAUAUUUAGUGAAAUUUUGUCGUGCUUGAUUUUCCCCAAAAAAAAA
This is a messenger RNA of Pistacia vera, 1960 nucleotides long. RefSeq names its product probable magnesium transporter NIPA6. Gene Ontology annotation, biological process: magnesium ion transport. Gene Ontology annotation, molecular function: magnesium ion transmembrane transporter activity. Lineage: Eukaryota; Viridiplantae; Streptophyta; Magnoliopsida; Sapindales; Anacardiaceae. The transcript is spliced from 8 exons. The coding region runs from base 421 to 1512 and encodes 363 amino acids. The record is from RefSeq and is a predicted model, not a curated record. Gene Ontology annotation, cellular component: membrane.